Molecule: messenger RNA, 2076 nt
Organism: Corythoichthys intestinalis (scribbled pipefish)
Lineage: Eukaryota; Metazoa; Chordata; Actinopteri; Syngnathiformes; Syngnathidae
Gene: snw1
Product: SNW domain containing 1
Exons: 14
Coding region: 67-1677 (536 amino acids)
Biological process (GO): mRNA splicing, via spliceosome
Cellular component (GO): spliceosomal complex
Source: RefSeq, a predicted model, not a curated record
UUCAACGAAGAAGAAGUGGCAGCGUUCACUGUCAGUUGGUUGCUUGCUCGGGAAAAAAGGAGAAAGAUGGCUCUCGCGAGCUUUUUACCGGCGCCCACCCAGCUUUCGCAAGACCAGCUAGAAGCGGAAGAUAGACUUCGUGCCCAGAAGUCAUACUCGACUGCCUUGGUUGCUUCCCGAAGAGAACCACCACCUUACGGUCACAGACAUGGAUGGGUGCCUCGCGCUCUGGAGGACUUUGGAGAUGGAGGAGCGUUUCCUGAGAUCCACGUGGCACAGUUUCCUCUGGAGAUGGGUCGGCAAAAGAAAACCUCUAAUGCUUUGACCAUGCAAGUGGAUGCAGAAGGAAAAAUAAAAUAUGAUGCAAUUGCAAGACAAGGACAGAGCAAGGAUAAGGUGAUCUUCAGUAAGUAUACAGAUCUACUUCCCAAAGAAGUCAUGAACGAUGACCCCCCAGAACUACAGAAGCCAGAUGAGGAAACUGUUGAAGAGCUGACAGAAAAGACUCGCGCUGCCCUCAGCAAGCAGGUGUCACAAAAGAUUGCUGCUGCCAUGCCUGUCCGUGCAGCAGACAAACAGGCCCCCGCACAGUACAUCAGAUAUACCCCGUCCCAGCAGGGAGUGGCUUUCAACUCCGGAGCAAAACAGCGUGUUAUCCGCAUGGUGGAAAUGCAGAAAGACCCCAUGGAACCACCACGUUUCAAAAUCAACAAGAAGAUUCCUCGUGGACCCCCGUCCCCGCCGGCACCUGUCAUGCAUUCGCCAAGUAGAAAGAUGACAGUUAAGGAACAGCAGGAAUGGAAGAUUCCUCCAUGCAUCUCCAACUGGAAAAACGCAAAGGGUUACACCAUCCCUCUAGACAAGCGUUUGGCGGCUGACGGAAGGGGACUGCAAACAGUUCACAUCAACGAGAACUUCGCCAAGCUUGCUGAAGCGCUCUACAUCGCUGAUAGAAAAGCUAGAGAGGCAGUGGAGCUGAGAGCCCAAGUGGAAAAGAAGAUGGCCCAAAAGGAGAAAGAAAAGAAAGAGGAGAAACUCAGGGAAUUGGCCCAAAUGGCCCGAGAUCGCAGAGCGGGAAUCAAAAGCCAUGGCGACAAAGGCGGUGAAGACAGUGAAGCAAGGGAGCGUGAUGAGAUCCGCCACGACAGAAGGAAAGAGAGACAACACGACAGGAACAUUUCCAGGGCAGCUCCUGAUAAGAGAUCCAAGCUCCAAAGGGACCAGGAUAGAGAUAUUAGUGAACUUAUUGCCCUUGGUGUGCCCAACCCUCGUACCACUAGUGGAGCUCAGUUUGACCAGCGACUUUUCAACCAGAGUAAAGGAAUGGAUAGUGGCUUUGCUGGUGGUGAGGACGAGACAUACAAUGUGUAUGACCAGCCAUUCCGCGGCGGUAGAGACAUGGCCUCCAACAUCUACCGGCCCAGCAAAGCCAUUGACAAAGACGCUUACGCCGAUGACUUUGACACACUCAUGCAAAACAACAGGUUUGUUCCUGACAAAGAGUUCUCUGGCGCUGACCACGGGCAGAGGCGUGAGGGACCUGUCCAAUUUGAGGAGGACCCCUUCGGUCUGGACAAGUUCUUGGAGGAGGCUAAGCAGCACGGGGGCUCCAAAAGAGCAUCUACCAGCAGCCGCUCCAAGGACGACUACCACGACAAGAAGCGUAGAAAGGAGUGAGGUCCAAAGGUCAUACCUUAAACAAGAGGAUGUUUGGUUAAACCCUUUGUAUAUAUCACCGGUCUUUUAUUCCAUUCAAAUGUCUUUUUUUUUUUUCACACAAUGUGAAAGUUACUUCUCCUUUUUUUUUUUUUUUUUUUUUUUUUAAUGUCUGUACAGUUUGACCAAAAGCAUUUAAAGAGCAGAGGUACAAAAGAUUCCGCCCUGGAAGUGUUUAGAUUUAGUGUAGCUUUGAUUUCGUGAAUACACUCACAAAAAAAAAAAGCUAUUUCCCUUGCAACAGCUUUUGUUUUUUGUCAUUUAUGUAAUAUUUAAGAUUACUGUGUAUUGUACAAUUAGCAUUUACUGUACACUUUAACAUCCUUGUGAUCUUUGUAAAACAGAAUAAAUUUCAUUUAG